UGCCACGCAGUCACCCACCGGACCACGGCACGGUGUCCACCUUCCGCCCAUCGAUCGUUGUUCGUUCGAUUGAUCGAUUCUUCUCCCGUCUCCGCCUCUCCGUUUUCAGAUCUCUCGCAAAAAUCCCCAUAGCCAUAGAGGCCUAGACCCUACCUGACUACUACCUCGCCAUGAUGGCCGCGGAGCCCUCGCCGGCGGCAGCCUCCGCCGUUGAAGACCUCGAAACUCUCCCCCUAGACUCUUCCUACUCCUCCGCCCCCGCCACUGAUCCACUCCUCCGCCCGCCUGCUUCCCCGUCCGCCGCCUCCGCCGCCGCUGGUGGGGACCACGACCCCUUCGUCAUCGACGACGACUUCCUCGUCGACGAGGAGGAUGACGACGACGUCGGGCCCCCUGCGCCCACCGCCAUCCCGCUGGUGGCCGCGGCGGCGCGGGCCCCGGAGUUCGCGCGGAUCGCCGUGUCCGAUCCGAAGAAGCACGCGGAGCCCACGUCGGGGGCCGCCGGCGUGAUCCCAGGCUCCGGGAGCUACUUCUCCUACCUCAUCACCACCCGCGUCGGGGAGGCCGAGGUCCGCGUGCGGCGGCGCUUCCGCGACGUGGUGGCCCUCGCGGACCGCCUCGCCGCGGCCCACCGCGGGCUCUUCAUCCCGGCACGCCCCGACAAGAGCGUCGUCGAGGGGCAGGUCAUGCAGCGCCACGACUUCGUGAACCAGCGGUGCAGCGCGCUCCAGCGCUACCUCCGCCGCCUCGCCGCGCACCCCGUCGUCGGCCACAGCCCCGAUCUCCGCACGUUCCUCACCGAGCCUGGCGCCAUCCCUGCCUUUGAGGGCGAGCAGCCCCGGUACUGGACCACCACGCUGAGUUCUGCGGCUCCAUCGACUCCGGCAAAAGCUGGGAGAGACUUGUUUGGGAUGUUUAAGGGUCUGAAACAGACGGUGGUGAACGGGAUGGUUGCAACAAAGCCCCCACCGGUGGAGGAGGAGACUGACACUGAAUUCCUAGCACACAAGGCUAGGUUUCAGGAUUUACAGCAGCAGCUCACCACAACAUCUCAACAGGCGGAAGCAUUAGUUAAAGCUCGGGAUGAUCUUAGAACAACUACAGCUCAUUUGGGAAUGACAUUAAUUAAGCUAGCAAAAUUUGAAAGAGAGCAGGCAACAUGUAGUCCACAGAGAAGAAGAGCUGCUGAUAUCAAUAAUUUUGGAAGUUCUGUUGUCAAGUUCAGCAGAUCACAGGCGAAACUAAAUUCUGAAAUUGUGAAGCACUUGGGUAGUAUCCAUGAAUACUUGGAGAUGAUGAUAUCUGUUCAUCAUGCGUUUACUGAUCGUUCUAAUGCUUUACACCAUGUGCAAAGUCUGUCAGCAGAUCUAUUUUUCUUGCACACCAGGGCAGAAAAACUUGAAUCAGUAUCAUCUAGGAGUAGAAGUAUAGACCAGGAGUGGACAAGGCACCAGAAAUUAGGGGGAUUGAAAGAAACAAUAAGUGCAACAGAAGCAGCGAAAAGCCACGCACUUAAAGAAUAUGAAAAUAUUAAGGAGAACAAUACGAUUGAAAUUAAAAGAUUCGAUAAGGAUAGGCGUCGAGAUUUUGUGCAGAUGCUGAAGGGAUUUAUUGUAAAUCAGGUUUCAUAUUCAGACCAUUAUGCUAAUAUGUGGGCAAAGGUAGCAGACGAAACUAAAGUGUAUGCAAAAAGGAGCAACUGAUGCGGCUUGUGUAUAGCUAGUAGUAGGAUCUUGGUUUAUUUUGAUUUGCUGACUAUAACACUUGAUUCUCCCCAGUUUUGCCACCAUGCGGUUCAUUGUAUUGCUACAUUUGAGUUAGAGAGAGUUUGGGCGAAUGGGCUUCUCGGUGACAAUUGACAUACACGACAUAUUUUUCCCCUUAUUUUUUUUCUCAAAAAUCCAUUUCCCUCUUCUAGAAAUCUCUUGUGCAUUUUACGGUCCUACCUCGUGAAACUGAUGUAUCUGGUUUGAAUUUUGCCAUGGACGCAAUCCAUGGUAUAUACAACAGGCACUUUUUCA
Molecule: messenger RNA, 2021 nt
Organism: Oryza sativa Japonica Group (Japanese rice)
Lineage: Eukaryota; Viridiplantae; Streptophyta; Magnoliopsida; Poales; Poaceae
Product: sorting nexin 2A
Molecular function (GO): phosphatidylinositol binding
Source: RefSeq, a predicted model, not a curated record